GAUCAGUUGUGGGCGGAGCCGGGCAGAGGCUUGUGUAGUAGUAAUUCUUGCUUUCUCCACUGUGUGAAAAGUAACCGGAUGAGCACCGAGAUCUUCACGUCCAGAUGUAGCAGAGCUGGGUGGGUGUGAGGUUUAUUAAGCAAGAAAUUAGUUAUUUUUCUAUCUGACCUAUUAAGGAUGGACAAAGGUAGUAAACAGAUUGGAGAAAGAAUAUUGAACCUCACCCUAGAGAUAAUCUACCUGCUGACCGGAGAGGAUUACAUAGUAGUGAAAAAGAUAUCUGAGGAAAAAGGAUGGAGCAGAAGAAACCAGGAUCCUGUCACAUUGUCUUCUCUUCACUCACUGAUACAAAAAGAAAACAAUUAUAAGGAGAUCCUGGAACUCAUCAGUCAGAUCACUGAGCUGCUGACUGGAGAGGUUCCUGUAAGAUGUGAAGAUGUCACUGUCUGUUUCUCCAUGGAGGAGUGGGAGUAUUUAGAAGAGCACAAGGAUCAGUACAAGGACUUUAUGAUAAAAAAUUACCAGACUCUGGUAUCACCAGAUGAAUCCAGAAAGAAAGAAACACAAGAGAGAUGCCUUAGUCCUCCAUAUUCGAAAAGUUAUUCAGAGGAAAAUCUUAAUGUCUCUACAGAUCUUCAGAUAAAAAUUCUGGCUGAUAUCAAAGUUGAGGAUAUAACAAAAGAAGAAGAGACUUAUGUUGGUGUAACCCAGCUGUGUAAAGAGGAGAAAAUUGCUAAAGAGAUUCGCACUGUUGAUACACCCCUAUGUUUAGGUGCAAGAAAGCGUGGAUUUACCAGCAGACGCCAUUAUAGGCUCAGCAAGCCAAGGAGCAGAAGCAUCAGUAGCAGCAGCAGCAGCAAUACCCAUAGUAGUGUCUCCAUGUAUUGUUUGGCUCAUUCAGCAACAUGUACUCAUACAAGAGACCAAAAUGCUAAACAUGAACCAAGCCCAGGAAUAACUACUCCAGACAGCUCCUCAAAUAGUGAAGCACCAGAAAAUCAAAUGGAUUUGACCAGACACAUGGUGGAAGAGAGGGGACUGAGGCAUUCGCAGAUGCAAGAGGAGGAAUCUCAUAUUAAUGUUCAAAGACCAAAAAGACGCAAAGGAGUGCGUUCCUCUAUGCAAAGCAGAAGGAAACGCACUAGGGGUCCAGCACGCGUUCAUUUAAGGCCCUCAGAAGAAGGAGAGGAAGGCGAUGAAUCCAUGCCAUACAUUAAUAAUGAACAUCUUAUUACUAUGGUGGAGCAUCGGCCACCACUGUGGGACAAGGAAGACCCCCAACACUCUGACUUAUCUGUGACUCGGGGUCUUUGGCUGGAAAUUUUUGUUGCUUUACUUCCAGACUUCAUUGAAAUGUCAUCCCAGAAGCAAUCGAAUAUUGGCUUAUUUAUACAGAGGAGGUGGCGGUCCUUCCGUGACCGCUUCAUUCGGGAUCUCCGGAUGGAUUCUAAUGUGCAAAAUGGCUCAGAGCCUAUUAGACGGACAGAAUACAAAUUUGCUAAAAGACUGCAAUUCCUGAGGAAGUGCUUUGAGCAACGACAAACCGCACAUGGCAGCACAAGGGCUCUUCCUGAAGUGGUGACAGAAGAAGAGACUUCCAGGGAGCCAUGUGCCACAAAAGCUGCCGAAGGGGUCAGUGACAUUCCCCAGCCAGCACCUCCUUCAGCCUCAACAUUUAACGCUCCAUGCCGUCGUGUAAGCAGCGCUGUCACCCGGGUGUUACGGAGGAAUAGAGCUUGUCGUAGGAAUCAGAAUGAACACGAUACUCUGAAAGCUGUCAUUGGGGAUGGUUUUCAGAGACUGGAAGAUAAUUUCACAGGAUUUAGGACUGAGUUACACAUUGCCAAGUAUUGAACAUUUGACCAAUUUGCUGAAAAGGGUGAAAAAGACCUUCUGCUCUGAUAUGGCUCUCCUAAUGCAGCUUACAUUUCCCAUGAUGUCUCUAGAUCAUCCUUUCUUGAAGCAUACCUUCGUUGAUGGUCCCGUGUGUGUCAGGGAAGUGUUAUAACUGUGUAGUUAUUCAUUGUAAGGACUCCUCUAAUGGACCUGGAGUUCAGUGAUAAAAUAGUUAAAUGGGCACUCGCAUAAAAAAAUGUACUUUGUUUAAAAAAAAUAAAAAUGAAGUUUGUAUUAUGUAUUAUUUGUGUUUAAAAAAAGCUGCCACUAGGUGUCUCCCUACUUGUCCAGAACACAUUUUCCCCCAUCUUUUUCACAGACUUUGGACUCCUGCUGGCAUGGCAGAAGUCCAAAAACAGGAAAUUCUGAGGGGAGGUGUGCAGCCUUAUCCAAUCAUAGCUCAUCUCACACACUGAACUGCUCUGGGGUGUGUGUAGCAGAGUGAGGAGGGAAGUUCUCCCCUGUAUGGCUUCAGAUGAUGUCACGCUUGCUGGGUAACGCCCCUUCCCAGUCUGUGAAUCUGACUGACAUUGAGCAGAAAACUAACAAAUAAUUUAAACAAAGGUAGGGGGUGGUUUAUCAGGAUAGGUUCAGUAAACUGGAAGGAUUAAAAAAUGUAACAAGAUCAUGAGAGGUACUCUUUAAGGCAGAAAUGAUAUCCUCAGCAGAUCUUUGUGUAUUUGGGGUGCAAGGAGGAACAAGGAGGGUGUAGCUGGGUGGUGAGGGGAAGUAUCUGACAGCUGUCAGGAAGGAAGUGAUGAUGGAGGGAUUUAGGAGCUGUCAAGAGGUAUUUAAGUGAUGUUGAUACCAUCCUGUAGUUUACAGUAAGACUAGCCAUAUGCAUAGGACUUGGCCACAAAGUAGGAACUCCUGAUGAAGCCUCCAUUGCUGGAGCCGAAACACGUGGGGUCUUUUCUCAACAACACAGGGGUCUUUUCUCAACCACACAGAGAUGUAGGCAGUCCCGACAUUCACAGUUACAUAUUUGGGUUCCUGAGCGGUAACUACUUUACAGACACAGACUAGUAUUAUUCAGUACUUAUAUUUAUUUACACCUUUGCACUUUUUACACUAUUGGUCUAGAUUUGGCAUCAUUUAUAGGGGGUAUUUAUUCUUUGUUAUUGUGGACAUUUUUCUAGUCUGAAUUAUAUUACUAUUUAUUUGCUAUAGUGACCCAUAUUUUGGAAUUUGAUUAUUUCUUUUGUGUAUUGUGGUUUGGGACUGCUUCCAUUUGUCGUCAGGGGUUAUUUGUUUCCCUUUGUGUGUGACUACAUCCCUCUGCCAGUAUGAUGUGUUUUUAAAUGUUUUUAAUUGGUUGUAUACUCUCCUUUUUUGG
Molecule: messenger RNA, 3232 nt
Organism: Hyla sarda
Lineage: Eukaryota; Metazoa; Chordata; Amphibia; Anura; Hylidae
Exons: 14
Coding region: 178-1854 (558 amino acids)
Biological process (GO): regulation of transcription by RNA polymerase II
Cellular component (GO): nucleus; transcription regulator complex
Molecular function (GO): DNA binding
Source: RefSeq, a predicted model, not a curated record